Molecule: messenger RNA, 3092 nt
Organism: Diospyros lotus (date-plum)
Lineage: Eukaryota; Viridiplantae; Streptophyta; Magnoliopsida; Ericales; Ebenaceae
Product: NF-X1-type zinc finger protein NFXL2
Exons: 13
Coding region: 67-2679 (870 amino acids)
Biological process (GO): regulation of DNA-templated transcription
Cellular component (GO): nucleus
Molecular function (GO): zinc ion binding; DNA-binding transcription factor activity, RNA polymerase II-specific; RNA polymerase II transcription regulatory region sequence-specific DNA binding
Source: RefSeq, a predicted model, not a curated record
GCAGAGCACGAGCCAUCGGGUUCCACGUCUUCGUCUUGGAGGCUCACUUCCAUCGAGUUUUCUAGAAUGACCUCAACCGCCCCCCGCCCGUCUCUCCCUCCUCCCUCGUCGGACUCCGACUCCGAUGCCGACUCUGAUUCCACUCCUACUGCCGCCGGAGCCGAAAGCCUCCGCCACAACGACCUCUCUGACUCAAUCUUCCGAUCCUAUAUCGAGCUCUCCGGCGUAGCCUCGCCGGACCUUUCCAAGAUCCGGUCCUUUCUCACCUCGUCCCGCUCCGGCGCCCUCUCCUGCCUCAUCUGCCUCGAGCGCAUCCGGAGCUCCGACCCGACCUGGUCCUGCUCCUCCCGCUGCUUCGCCGUCUUCCACCUCCUCUGCAUCCAGAGUUGGGCUCGCCAGGCCUGCGACCUCGCGGCCGCCCGCGCCGCCACUCGUCUCCCGAUCUCCGCCUCCCAAGCAGCCGCCAACUCGCUCUGGAACUGCCCCAAAUGCCGCGUCGACUACUCCAGAUCCCUGAUCCCCAAACACUACCUCUGCUUCUGCGGCAAACUCCAGGAUCCCCCUAGUGACCCCUGGAUUUUGCCCCAUUCCUGCGGCGAGAUCUGUGAUCGGCCAUUGAAGCACAAUUGCGGUCACCAUUGUUUGCUUCUCUGCCAUCCCGGCCCGUGCCCUUCCUGCCCCAAGCUGGUAAAAUCCCGCUGCUUUUGCGGCGCCGUCGAGGACGUCCGCCGAUGCGGAUUCAAGAACUUCUCCUGCAACGGCGUGUGUUCGAAAUUGCUUGAUUGCGGGACUCACCGGUGCGGCGAGACUUGCCAUGACGGCGAAUGCCCUCCCUGCCGGGCUCGAGGGAUUUAUAGGUGCCAAUGUGGGAAAGUGGAGGAGGAGAAACAAUGUUGCGAUCGCAGUUUUCAAUGCGAUGCUCCGUGCGAGAGAAUGCUGGGAUGUGGGAAGCAUUUGUGCAGCAAAGGGUGUCAUUCCGGGGAUUGCGGCCAGUGCCCGCUGCAGGGCAAGCGUACUUGUCCGUGUGGCAAGAGAAUCUAUCAAGGGAUGGCUUGUGAUGUCGCCUCGCCCCUUUGCGGAGCGACUUGCGAUAAGAUGUUGAGUUGUGGUUUUCACAGUUGCCCGGAGCGCUGCCACCGCGGACCCUGCAUUGAGACUUGCAGAACUGUUGUCACCAAGUCUUGCCGAUGUGGGAGCUUGAAGAAAGAGGUUCCUUGUUAUCAAGAUUUGGUAUGUGAGAGGAAGUGCCAGAGGGUACGAGAUUGUGGGCGCCAUGGCUGUAAGCGCCGCUGUUGUGAUGGGGACUGUCUGCCAUGUUCAGAGGUUUGUGACAGGAGGCUUAGGUGUAAGAAUCACAAAUGUCCCGCUCCAUGUCACAGAGGUCCUUGUGCUCCUUGCCCAGUGAUGGUGAUAAUUUCAUGUGCAUGUGGAGAGACACACUUUGAGGUUCCUUGUGGCACUGAAAAAGAGCAAAAACCCCCCAAAUGUCCCAAACCAUGCAGUAUCACUCCUUUAUGCAGGCACGCACCAAUUUGCAAGCCACACAAAUGCCAUUAUGGAGCUUGCCCCCCAUGUCGGCUAAUUUGUGAAGAAGAAUUCCCUUGUGGCCACAACUGCAAAUUAAGGUGCCAUGGUCCAAAGCCUCCUCCAAAUCCGGAAUUCACAUUAAAGCCAAAGAAAAAGAAGUCUAAUUAUCAGACUGAAUGUACACCUGGCUCACCAUGUCCUCCUUGUCCAGAACUAGUAUGGAGGGCUUGUGUUGGUGAACACAUAGGAGCAGAGAGAAUGAUGAUUUGCUCAGACAAAGCAGAAUUUUCCUGCAACAAUCUGUGUGGAAAUCUUCUUCAAUGUGGCAACCAUUAUUGCACUAAAACUUGCCAUGCCCUUAAGAGUCAGUUUUCAUCAUUGGGUCAGCGCAGGAGAGCUGAAUCCUGUGAAGAGUGUGAUCUUCCUUGUCAAAAGGGGAGACAGCUUUCAUGUCCACAUCCUUGCCCCCGGCCAUGUCAUCCUGGGGAAUGUCCCCCUUGCAAGGUGCUGAUAAAACGGUCAUGUCACUGCGGUUCCAUGGUCCAUGUUUUUGAGUGCCUAUACUACAACAGUAUGUCUAAAGAGGAGCAAAUGACUGCCCGUUCAUGUGGAGGACCUUGCCAUAGAAAGUUACCCUACUGCACGCAUCUAUGCCCAGAGAGAUGCCAUCCUGGUCAAUGCCCAGCACCUGAGAAGUGCUCUAAAAAGGUUACUGUUCGUUGUGGAUGCCAAACCUUGAAAAAGGAGUGGCUAUGUCAAGAUGUUCAAGCAGCUUAUUGUAGUGCUGGUACUGAUCUGAAAGAUAUAUCCAAAAAUCAAUAUGGAAUGGGAUUCCUUCCUUGCAAUUCAGAUUGCAGAAGUAAAGUAAAGGUUGCUGAACCAGAGCUGCAACACCGUAAAUCAAAAAUCGUUGAGGAACCAGAUGCUGGAAAUCAUGUUUCAAAACGGAGAAAAAGACGUGAAAGGGCCAAGGAAACCAAGCAAAUUUCAAGACUUCAGAGAAUUACCGCUGCUAUGUGGAGGCUGUUUCUGGUCGUUACCCUUGUGUUAGUGCUUACUGCAGCAAUGUAUUACGGUUACAAGGGUUUGUUGUGGCUCUCUGAUUGGAUGAAUGAAGUAGAAAGGCAAAGAAUACGAUACCAGCGAAUCUGAUCAAACUAUUUAUACUUUAAAUUGGAGUUAUCUCAAAUGCAGAGGUCAGUGGGUUCAAUAUUUGCUGGAGUUGGUCUCUCUUCAAAUAAUAUUUUUUCUUGGGUUUGUAUUGUUUCUUGUUUUCUUUUGUUCUUCUGAAGCUGGAUUGAAUUUGGCUCUGCACCAUAUAUGUUCUGGAAGUUUGAAUUUAGUUGCCUUUUUGACUUCUUAUCUGUAAAUGACAUUAUGUGUCUCUGCUCAAUUGCAUAAAUUUUGUAGUAGAAAUACUAAUUUGUCUGCACUAAAGAUUAAUAUUCAGGUUUUUUAUGAUGGUUUUUUUUUUUUUUUUUUUGUGGCUGGAAGUUUGUAAAAAUAUUUAUGCUCGAACAAUUAUAGAUAAUUAGAUGAUACACCAGAAGAAGUAUUGAAUUUGG